AUGGAAGAGAAUCCAGAGCUGUUUGUUGGUUGCAUGUUUAUUUAAGUGCGAGAUCGGGAAGAAAAUGAUCUGUAAUCUUUCUUUUUGAAGUUGAAAUGCACAAGAGCACUACUUCUGCGUCUAAUACUAUUGCUGCUGGGACCACUAUGUCAUCGUCGUCGCAACUGAAAUCGCAGCUUCAAACAAACAACGUUUAUGCUUCCCUCUAUAAUUCCUCAAUCUUUGCUCCAAAGCAAUCCGUGCCUGUCUCUCUUCCAUCGACUCUCUAUGGUGACUCUACUCACACGGAUUCAAUCUCCGCUUCAAAAUCGAUAAACAACCACCUCUAUCAAACCUGCGUCGUUCAAGAUCACCAAGAAAUGGUUAAUCGUCAUAGCCUCUGUCUCACUCAUCUUCGGGAAGCAACCGAAGAAGCCGAUGCUCUUCGACAAGAGAAUAUUCACCUUAGAAGUAUUAACCACGAGCUUAGCAAACACCUGAGUCUCCUGAUCCACGCUUCGGUUCAGAAACAGUACGGCUCCUCCGAUCAAACUCCUCCGUUUAAUUUUGUGGAGGGAUUCCGCGGACUCAGUGUCGCAGAGAAAGGGGCAAGCAGUUCGACAUGGGAAGAUAUUUCCGAUGAGAGUCCGACGAGCGUAAUGGAGGGUGGAAGGGUAGAGGGCGUUGAGGUGGAGAGGUUUUCGCUCCCGAAGAGCAUCUCCGUGAGAUCCAAUGGAUACUUGAAGAUGGCUCAAGGCGGCAGCAGCCAGGGCGGAAAGGUCCGCGUCUCAUCUCGGCCCAGAACUGCAAGUCCUGUCAAGGUUACGCAGAAGGUGUACGUUCAAGGAGUGAAAGAAGAGGAAAAGCCACUAGAGCUGGAGGUGUACAACCAGGGCAUGUUCAAAACCGAGCUCUGUAACAAAUGGCAGGAAACAGGUAGCUGCCCUUAUGGAGACCACUGCCAAUUCGCCCAUGGAAUAGAGGAGCUCCGUCCCGUCAUCCGCCACCCCCGGUACAAGACGGAGGUCUGCCGUAUGGUCCUUGCCGGAGUCGUCUGCCCUUACGGUCACCGCUGCCACUUCCGCCAUGCUCUCACUGACCAGGAAAGGCUCAUGGGGCCGCUCAAGCCCACCUGCAGGACCGCCCCCAAGCUCGACAGGUGAAUAUUGUUUUCUUACCAAACUGAUCCAUAAUUGAACAUAUAAGAAUAAUGAUUUGUUUGUUUGUAAGCCUCAAAUGAGAGAGGUAAAUAAUAUCCCAUAUAAGUAAAAAAAGACAAAGUAAGAACAAAUAUAUAAAUCCAUUAGAGACAAGUUAGUUUGGUCUGGUAGAUAUUGAGGCCUCGAUGAUGGGGAGAGUGUAGGAAGAGAAAGAGUCAUGCCCUUGUGCUACAUUUUGCUGUUAUUUUUUGUUCUUCCAAACUCCCAAGUUUGAAAGUCUGUAGCUGCUGAUUGCUAUGCCUUUAAGCAGAGCACAUACUGUAUGUAAAGGCCAUACAUACCCUUUCCGAGGAUACUCUGUUGAUUUCAUUGGUUGCUAUGUGCAUUUUAGGAAUGAUAAUUGAAUCACUUUUUGGGAA
This is a messenger RNA of Cucurbita moschata (crookneck pumpkin), 1558 nucleotides long. Its product is annotated as zinc finger CCCH domain-containing protein 15-like. The transcript has 3 exons. Bases 96 to 1142 code for a protein of 348 amino acids. NCBI's taxonomy places the organism in Eukaryota, Viridiplantae, Streptophyta, Magnoliopsida, Cucurbitales, Cucurbitaceae. The record is from RefSeq and is a predicted model, not a curated record. Gene Ontology annotation, molecular function: mRNA binding; metal ion binding.